Merops nubicus (carmine bee-eater) is the source of this 1394-nucleotide messenger RNA. It is a transcript of the gene MAPK11, whose product is annotated as mitogen-activated protein kinase 11. The record is from RefSeq and is a predicted model, not a curated record. Lineage: Eukaryota; Metazoa; Chordata; Aves; Coraciiformes; Meropidae. The transcript is spliced from 12 exons. The annotation marks the transcript as partial. Gene Ontology annotation, molecular function: MAP kinase activity; ATP binding. Gene Ontology annotation, cellular component: cytoplasm; nucleus. Gene Ontology annotation, biological process: protein phosphorylation; intracellular signal transduction.
AUCAUUUGGUACAGUUUGUUCAGCGUAUGAUACCAAAACAAGACAGAAGGUGGCAGUAAAAAAGCUUUCAAGACCUUUUCAAUCGCUUAUUCAUGCAAGGAGGACCUACCGAGAGCUUAGGUUGCUUAAGCACAUGAAGCAUGAGAACGUUAUAGGAUUGCUAGACGUUUUUACACCUGCAACGUCAAUAGAAAAUUUUAAUGAAGUGUAUCUUGUGACAAAUUUGAUGGGUGCUGACCUGAAUAACAUUGUGAAGUGCCAGAAGUUAACUGAUGACCAUAUACAGUUUCUCAUCUAUCAGUUACUUCGAGGUCUUAAGUAUAUUCACUCAGCUGGAAUCAUCCACCGGGACCUGAAGCCCAGUAACCUAGCUGUAAAUGAAGACUGUGAAUUGAGGAUUUUAGACUUUGGUUUAGCUCGACAAACUGAUGAUGAAAUGACUGGAUAUGUUGCAACAAGGUGGUACAGGGCUCCAGAAAUUAUGUUAAACUGGAUGCACUACAAUCAAACAGUUGACAUCUGGUCGGUUGGAUGCAUCAUGGCAGAGCUGUUGAAAGGGAAGGCCCUAUUUCCAGGAAAUGAUUAUAUUGAUCAGCUAAAAAGAAUAAUGGAAGUUGUGGGCACACCCAGCUCUGAACUUCUGAAGAAAAUAUCAUCAGAACAUGCAAGAAAAUACAUUGAAUCUCUUCCACAUAUGCCUCAACAGGAUUUGAAAGCAGUAUUUCGUGGUGCCAAUCCAUUAGUAGAUCUUCUUGAGAAGAUGCUUAUUUUAGACAGCGAUAAAAGAAUUACUGCCUCAGAAGCACUUGCACAUCCAUACUUUGUACAGUAUCAUGAUCCAGAUGAUGAACCUGAGGCCGAGCUCUAUGAUGAGUCAAUAGAGAAUAAGGAGCGAACCAUAGAUGAAUGGAAAGAACUUACCUAUGAAGAAGUGCUUAGCUUUAAACCCCCCGAGUUAAAAAUGGAUAGCCUGGAGAUAGAACAGUGAAUACAGGCAGCUCCGUCUCGCCUCGCUGCACUACGAAGACUGUUAAAAUAGCACCAUACAAUUUAACCUGUGGUCAGACAUAGAUUUUACUAUCCCAAAGAUGCUGGAGAAGAUGUGGAAAAGAAGAUACAUUAUACAGAAGCCAGAUGUUGUCUGUUUUGGGUGGGGUUUUUUUUGGCCUUGUAAUAUGAAUGUAUUCCCAACUCUCAAAGGUUAAUGAAGAACUGCUUCAUUCGGACAAAAUUAUGCACUGAGUUCUGUUGAGCUGUGUGUUCUGCAUGUUUCAUUUUAUCAGUUGUAUUGCCAAAAUAAAGGUGACUUUUAAAGUUAAUUUUAAAAUUGUACAUUUAAAGCAUGAAUGUAUACAAAGAUAAACAUAGAAGUCCAUACGAGAAAUAUUUUUUUU